Messenger RNA from Podospora bellae-mahoneyi, 482 nucleotides. RefSeq lists its product as uncharacterized. Bases 132 to 482 code for a protein of 116 amino acids. The transcript is spliced from 2 exons. The record is from RefSeq and is a predicted model, not a curated record. Lineage: Eukaryota; Fungi; Ascomycota; Sordariomycetes; Sordariales; Podosporaceae.
GCUAACUGCAGCACUUCCGACAGGUUCAGUUGGCGCCCCACCAAGCCAAGCCCUCGACAUAAAAAGCGGGGCUCUGGAAAGCCACCUGCAUUUGGCGGGGGCAUAUGAUGUAAUGGUGUUUGAGAGACGGGAUGAUGAAGUUGACGUUGAGCAGCCGGCAGUUCCCCGAUGGAGGUGCUGAUGUCAGUUACGGAUCUUUCUGUGUGUAUAAGAAGCUCAGCUUCACUUUGACCCAGCUUUUCCUUGACACAAACAACGCACCUCAAAACACCCUUCUCUGCAAUUUCUUCAGGACAGCCAAUUCUGCCAUCACAAUUCUUACAACAACCACCAAACCUUCAACAUGUCUGAUCGCGCUGCCCAGUCCCCUCCUCCUGAGGAGCAGUCCGGAAGACAGCUCAAUGACCCCCCAGCCAGCGGCAAGGGCACUGAUGAUGCUUCUAACAAGGAGCAAACCAACAAGAGUGGUCUCGAGAACUUGA